This is a messenger RNA of Cynara cardunculus var. scolymus (artichoke), 2284 nucleotides long. RefSeq lists its product as uncharacterized. The transcript is spliced from 8 exons. The coding region runs from base 524 to 1954 and encodes 476 amino acids. NCBI's taxonomy places the organism in Eukaryota, Viridiplantae, Streptophyta, Magnoliopsida, Asterales, Asteraceae. Gene Ontology annotation, molecular function: RNA binding. Gene Ontology annotation, biological process: mRNA splicing, via spliceosome. The record is from RefSeq and is a predicted model, not a curated record. Gene Ontology annotation, cellular component: nucleus.
UACGAAGAAGUUCAACCCACGGGUAAAAACUUCUUUUGGCUAUUUUGGUCAAUUGAGUAGAAAAAUGGUUGUAAAAUGAAUUGGGAGUCCAGAAUGGCUACUUUGGACAAUUCCCAGGUUGUGUCGAUUAGCAGUUUAUAUGUACUUGAACCUAUAUUGCUUUGUCUUCUUUUGCUACCUCCAUUUUAAGACUUGAAUGAUAUCCUCCUAAAAUCCUCCUAAUUUAUACCAUCAAAAGAGUAAAUUUUAGACUUGUAGUUACUAACUAAAUUAUCAGUUGGUUACUGCUUGCAAGAUUCUUUUCAAAUAUACCAUGGACGUGGUAAGUAGAAGUAUACGAUAAGCGCCAAUGUACCAUUAACAAAAAAUGACUGUAUUCAAAAUGUGAAAGGAUUCAUAUCUGGUUUAAAGUGUAACGAUACGAGGUUAGAAUCUUAAUGUCAAACCCGAUGCCGCUACAUCUUGAAUCGGGGAUAUAUUUGUUUGGGGAGAAGUGAUGGGUGUUUAGGUUUUCUUUUGCAACAUGAAAGUGGAAACACCCGUUUCUUUUUUUUGCAGUAGUGGAUUUUAUCAUGACCCAGCUGCGGGAUGGUAUUAUAGCAGCAAAGAUGGUCUGUAUUACAAAUUCGAAAACGGGAAUUACGUGCUAUGGGAAACGGACCAAGCUGAUCAAUCUAAUGCUAAUGAAGGUAUUGUUACUAGUGUUGGUGAUAAUUCUAUUCAUGAUGAGUCUUACGACCAUGCACCUUGUGGUAAGGAUCCAACUGAUGUUAACUUUGAAGGAGGUGAAUCUGAAGGUUAUGUAGCAGAGGAAGCAACUCCCAGUGACCCAAUAGUUGAUACGGAAUGCUUAACCAAUGGCCUGCCUGAAAAUCUACCACCGCCUUCUGAAUGGCUAGAAGACACACUUAUUGAACUCUAUUUGUCGGGUUAUUCCAACCAAACAAUUGAUGAUGCUUCUGGUGCAAGGACGUUUGACGAUCACACUAGCUUAAAUAUUCCCACAGAUGGUAUAGACGACGUUGAUGCUGAUGAACUGGAAGAGGGAGAAUGGAUCCCGGAUGACACUCAUGAAGCAGUUGAUGGACGUGGAGGUGCUUCGGAUGAAGAUGAUUUUGCAGAGGAAGAAAUGUGGCGUGCGCAAUAUGGUCAGGCAAUUCAAUCAGACAAAAAGCUUGUACCCGAUCAGCCGAUCAUGGACUUAUGGGACUGGGCAAUGAUAACAGGAACCAAAAAGCGUGGAAAACGUCGCAUAUGCAGAUUAGUAGGGCGAUUAGUGAGACGGUCCACUAAACUCCACCCUUCAAUGCCUUCAAGUGGCCGCGUAUUGAAAACGGCUCCAAUAUGUGAAGUUCUUCUUGAUCUUGUACGAGUUAGAUCAGGCCGGGUAUAUAAGUUGAGGAGUCCAAAAGUUGCGUAUUUAGCUUCUUUAUCGUCUUAUGAUUCUUCAAACCCAACAAAAGAUUGGGGAUUCCCAGAACUAUCAACGGAUAAGGUAACUCAAACAGUAGCAAAAUCCUGUCAAGAGAUCGAACCCAAAAGGGAAAGAGUCCGUGUUGAUGAUUCUGGAUCACCAAAGGAACUCCUGUCAAGUGAAAAGCUUAAAGGGCAUGCAUAUAGAGAUAGAGCUGCUGAGAGAAGAAGCCUACAUGGUGGUUUUGGUGUUGGUCCCGGACAAAAGAGAACAGCAGAUACUGAUUCUUCAUCUUCGUCUCCCGUUUCUGCUACUCCAGAAGAAGCUGUAGCUGAAGCCUUGAAUUUGUCAUUCGGAGUUGGUAGUUAUGCCCGAAAGAUUCUAGAAGGCAUGGGCUGGAAAGAGGGUGAGGCUCUUGGGUGCGGCAUGAAGGGGUUAACCGAGCCGAUACAAGCAGUUGGAAACAAAGGAAGUUCGGGUUUGGGAUGGAAUCAGAACAGCAAAUGGAAACACGCCCGAUCUGAAUCUAAACUGUCUUGAAUGAUUUAUGUUGCCACAAGCUUCGUGUGUCGAAAUAUGUGGAUCGAUCUGUGUUUGCACUUGAACCGAUCAAAUUUCCACAAAAUCCUGAGAUUGGCUCGUAAGGCAUUGGUUUUUAUGUCCAUGGGUCAUGCUGGAGGAUGUUCUAAUGUCAGAUAUGGAUACAUGUUUUAGAUUUUACCCAAUUAUACGUAUUUUAACCUUUUACGUUAAUUAUACAUGUUUUAGCCUAAUUAUAACGUUUUGGGUUUUUUUUUACCCUUUUAGUUGAUUUGGUGAUUCCCGAUUCCGGCUUUCGAAGAGUGUUAGAAGAAUGACUAUAUUGAAGUG